Molecule: messenger RNA, 4942 nt
Organism: Scleropages formosus (Asian bonytongue)
Lineage: Eukaryota; Metazoa; Chordata; Actinopteri; Osteoglossiformes; Osteoglossidae
Gene: myo6a
Product: myosin VIa
Exons: 36
Coding region: 301-4203 (1300 amino acids)
Biological process (GO): inner ear morphogenesis; actin filament organization; actin filament-based movement
Cellular component (GO): myosin complex; endocytic vesicle; cytoplasm
Molecular function (GO): microfilament motor activity; actin filament binding; ATP binding
Source: RefSeq, a predicted model, not a curated record
CCGGUGGCACCUCACCCUUGCGUGGCGAGCUGUGACAGCAUGGUGCUUGUGGCACUGAGAUUUCCUCUGUCCUCGCUGCUUUCAGGAUCUUUGCCACUAAUCCUCUGCUCUCUUGGAUCCAAUAUGAGAAGCUGGUUGAGGCUGAAAGGAAGUCUAACUCUACAUUUCAGCAGGUGCUUUGAACCAGCAGAUCUAAGGAACGCGACUGGCCCACGUCCUGCCCUUUAGUGACCCGACAGCUUCCAAGUAAUGUGGACAAGUGGGACAGUGCAAGGGACCCCUACAGAACUUCGCUAGAAGAUGGAAGACGGGAAGUCGGUGUGGGCGCCCCACCCAACAGAAGGGUUCCAGCUGGGCACAAUAGUGGACAUUGGAGCUGACAGCUUGACCAUUGAGCCUCUGAAAGAGAAGGGGAAGACCUUUUUGGCUUCCAUCAGCCAAGUAUUUCCUGCAGAAGAUGACGUCAACAAACACGUGGAAGACAACUGCUCUCUCAUGUACCUGAAUGAAGCCACACUUUUGAACAAUGUGAGAGUCCGGUACAGCAAAGACAAGAUUUACACUUUUGUCGCAAACAUCCUGAUUGCUGUGAAUCCGUACUAUGACAUCCCCAAGCUGUACUCCUCUGAAACCAUCAAAACGUACCGGGGCAGGUCGUUGGGCACCUUGCCACCCCAUGUAUAUGCAAUCGCGGACAAAGCCUAUCGUGACAUGAAGGUGUUGAAGAUGAGUCAGUCCAUCAUCGUAUCUGGAGAGUCUGGAGCUGGGAAAACUGAAAACACCAAAUUUAUUCUGCGGUACUUAACAACGUCGUACGGUACGGGUCAAGAUAUUGAUGAGAGAAUAGUUGAAGCCAAUCCCCUUCUCGAGGCAUUCGGAAAUGCCAAAACAGUCAGGAAUAACAACAGCAGUCGCUUUGGGAAGUUUGUCGAAAUUCACUUUAACGAGAAGAAUGCUGUGGUGGGUGGUUUUGUAUCCCACUACCUUCUUGAGAAGUCCCGGAUCUGCACGCAGAGUCCCGAAGAGCGAAAUUACCACAUCUUCUACCGGCUGUGUGCUGGGGCAAGUGAGGACAUCAGCCAGAAGCUCCACCUCAGCUCACCGGAUGCAUUCAGGUACCUGAACCGCGGCUGCACCCAGUACUUUGCCACCAAGGACACAGAGAAGCAGAUCCUCCAGAACCGCAAGAGCCCACAGCACCUCAAAGCAGGCCCACUGAAGGACCCCCUGCUGGAUGACCAGGGUGACUUCAACAGGAUGUGCGUGGCCAUGAAGAAGAUUGGCCUGGAUGACAUGGAGAAGUUGGAUCUGUUUCGGGUGGUGGCCGGCGUCCUACACCUGGGCAACAUCGACUUCGAGGAAGCAGGGAGCACCUCAGGAGGCUGUACCAUAAAGAGGACCUCUGGAAAGAUGCUGGAGUACUGUGCUGAACUCCUCGGUCUGGAUGAGGAUGACUUGCAAGUGAGCCUCACCACCAGGGUCAUGCUCACAACAGCAGGGGGCGCCAAAGGCACAGUGAUCAAAGUGCCGCUGAAGGUUGAACAAGCGAACAACGCUCGGGAUGCCCUGGCCAAGGCUGUCUACAGCCGCCUGUUUGACCAUGUGGUCAAGAGGGUCAACCAGUGCUUCCCAUUUGAGAGCUCCUCUACCUUCAUUGGGGUACUGGACAUUGCUGGGUUCGAGUACUUUGAGCACAACAGCUUUGAGCAGUUCUGCAUCAACUACUGCAACGAGAAGCUGCAGCAGUUUUUCAACGAGCGCAUCCUGAAAGAGGAACAAGAGCUGUACCAGAGGGAAGGCCUAGGAGUCAAUGAGGUUCACUACGUGGACAACCAGGAUUGCAUAGACCUGAUAGAGGCCAAAGUUGUGGGUAUUCUUGACAUCCUGGAUGAAGAGAACCGCCUGCCCCAACCCAGCGACCAGCACUUUACAGACACAGUGCACAGCAAGCACAAGGACCACUUCCGUCUCACGGUCCCCAGGAAGUCCAAGCUGGCGAUUCACAGAAAUGUUCGAGAUGAUGAGGGCUUUAUCAUAAGGCACUUUGCAGGAGCUGUGUGCUAUGAAACGAUGAAGUUUGUGGAGAAGAACAAUGAUGCCCUCCACCAGUCCUUGGAGUGUCUGGUGUGUGAGUCCAAGGACCGCUUUGUAAAGGAGCUCUUUGAGAACUCCAACAACUCCCGGGAUGCCAAGCAGAAAGCCGGCAAGCUGAGUUUCAUCAGCGUGGGCAACAAAUUCAAGACCCAGCUGAACAUACUGCUGGAGAAGCUCCGCAGCACGGGCUCCAGCUUUGUCCGCUGUGUGAAGCCCAACCUGAAGAUGGUGAGCCACCGGUUUGAAGGAGCCCAGAUUCUGUCCCAGCUGCAAUGCUCAGGAAUGGUGUCUGUGCUGGACCUGAUGCAGGGGGGGUUCCCAUCCCGAGCCCCUUUUCACGAGCUGUACAACAUGUACAAGCAGUACAUGCCUGCCAAGCUGACCCGCCUGGACCCGCGGCUCUUCUGCAAGGCUUUGUUCAAGGCUCUCGGACUGAACGAGAACGACUACAAGUUUGGACUCACCAAGGUGUUCUUCAGACCUGGAAAGUUUGCAGAGUUUGACCAGAUCAUGAAGUCUGACCCAGAGCACCUGGCUGAGCUGGUGAGGCGGGUCAACAAAUGGCUCAUCUGCAGUCGUUGGAAGAAGGUCCAGUGGUGUGCACUGUCAGUCAUAAAAUUGAAGAACAAGAUGCUUUAUCGUGCCACGGCAUGUAUUGUGAUGCAGAAGACUGUCCGCAUGUGGCUGUGCAGGAGAAAACACAAACCUCGAAUUGAUGGACUAGUGAAAGUCAGGACGCUGAAACAGAGGGUGGCCAAGUUCAAUGAGGUGGUUAGUGGCCUGAAGGAGGGCAAGCAGGAGAUGAGCAAGCAGAUUCAGGAGCUGGAUGGCUCAAUCGAUGCACUCAUGGCACAGAUCAAGGGCACGGUGAUGAGCCGCCUGGACAUUGACCACGGGUGUCAGGCGUUGGUCAAACGCUCAGAGGACUUGCUGGCAGCCAUGCAGAAGAAAAAGCAAGAGGAAGAAGAGCGGGAACGCCUGCGGCGCAUCCAGGAGGAAAUGGAGAGGGAGAGGAAGAGGCGCGAGGAGGAGGAGCGACGCCGCAAGCAGGAGGAAGAGGAACGUCGCUUGAAAGCAGAGAUGGAGCUGAAGCGGAAGCAGGAGGAAGAAGAGAGGAAAAAGCGAGAAGAGGAAGAGAGGAGACUGCAGGCAGAGAUGGAGCUGCAGCUGGAGGCAGAGCGGGAGGCAGAGGUGCAGAGGCAGGCGAUGCUGGAGCAGGAGCGACGAGACCGCGAGCUGGCCAUGAGAAUCGCCCAGAGCGAGGCUGAGCUCAUUGCUGAAGAAGCACAGGUGGAUGCUGGCCUGCGCAGUAACGGCACAUUGGGUGUUGCUUCAUUCCCAGAGGGAACAAUCAUUGUUGGACCUCAGACCCAGAAGAACUUGACCAUGGAGGAAAUGGCCAAGGAAAUGUCUGAACUGCUGGCUAGAGGGCCACAGGUCCAGGCAACCAAGGCAGCCAGUAGCACCAAGAAGUAUGAGCUGAGCAAGUGGAAAUAUGCUGAGCUGCGCGAUGCCAUUAACACCUCCUGCGACAUCGAGCUGCUGGCAGCCUGUCGUGAGGAGUUCCACCGUCGCCUGAAGGUCUACCACGCCUGGAAAGCAAGGAACAAGAAGCGCAAUGCAGAUGCUGAGCAGAGAGCCCCCAAGUCAGUCACAGACUAUGAUCUUGCUCCUUUUGUGAAAAAAGCAUCUCUACACAACCCAGCUCCACCCAUCCCAGCAAGGCAGCACGAGAUUGCCAUGAACCGGCAGCAGCGCUAUUUCCGCAUCCCCUUUGUCCGGCCAGGUGACCAGUACAAGGACCCGCAAAACAAGAAGAAGGGCUGGUGGUAUGCUCACUUUGAUGGGCCCUGGAUAGCCCGUCAGAUGGAGCUCCACCCAGACAAGCAACCCAUCCUGCUGGUGGCAGGGAAAGAUGACAUGGAGAUGUGCGAGUUGAGCCUGGAGGAGACGGGGCUGACGCGAAAGAGAGGUGCCGAGGUCCUGCCCCGGCAGUUUGAGGAAAUCUGGGAACGCUGCGGUGGGAUCCAGUACCUGCGCAACGCCAUCGAGAGCCGGCAGGCCCGCCCCACAUAUGCUACAGCCAUGCUGCAGAGCUUGCUGAAAUAAAGAAUCCCAGCCGCUGCCUCGCCCCACGCACUCCAGAUACUGCGCAGGUUGGGUGUGGGGUUGCGGGGUAUCUGAGGGAAGAGCUCACUCCUUUCAUCCACUGAGGGCAUUUAAGCAAACAGUUGUAUGACAAGGGCAUCCACAUUGAAAAGCGCACUGAUUUUAGUUAAUUUUCUCUCUCUCCACUUGUGUCUUUAUUUUGAUUUUCUGUUUACAUUAAUUCUAUGCUGAAAUUUCACUCAGCUAGACAGUGGGCAGUAACCCAACCCCCCCCCAAUCUGAUCAAGCUGCUUUAAUCUAGUUGCAAAUCUUAACUGUGAGGCCUUAACCCUUUCAGACUCUGACACAAGGUCAUUGCUAAAAGUAGCACCAGUCUUAAAGCUGCUCCUUCAGAAGAAUUGGCAAAAAAAAAUAAACUCAAGGUUUAGUAGGAUAUAUUGAUAUUGAAUAUGUUGAAAAUAGCUCAUUCUCUUUUGUUUUGUAAUGUAAAGAUUUUUUCAUACAAGGGUUUCUUCCUAAGUAACAAUUUUAACAAUGGGGAAAAACUAUUUUUGUCUUAUCAUAACUGCAGUUAAUGUUAUGCUAGCUGAGGUUUUUUUUUUUUUUUUUUUUUUUUGCGCCUCUCUCUCCUCUUUUCUACAAGACAAAACCAGCACUGGAAAAGAUUUAAAACUUUAAUUGAUCUGAAGUGAGGACAUGUGAAAAGAUUUGUUGUAUUACACUUGGCACUUAAUAUAUA